AUGCAAUUCACAUACAUCGUCGCCGCUCUGGCUUCUGUCACCGCUGUGCUCGCAGGCCCAAUGCCAGAGCCCAUCCCACACCCCAAUGUGAUCGCAGCUCGCGCCGCAGACAGUCCUCUCGCAGCACGAGAUGACGAUGGAGCCGGCGGUGGUGGCCUCCUUGGUGAUGUUGGUGGUCUCGUGUCCGGUGUUCUCGGAGGUGGAAGCGGAGGAGGAGGUGGUAUCAAUGUCGAUACAGGCAACAUCGGCAACAUCGGUAGCGGGAACGGCAACGUGAACAACGGCUGGGUGAACAACAACAACGGCUGGGUAAACAACAACAAUGGUUGGGUCAACAACAACAACGGCUGGUUCAACAACAAUGGUCGGAAUGGAGGCUGGUAUUCUCCAAGCGGAUUCAUUUGGAGCAACAACCAGUGGCUCGGAUCAAACCCUGGAUACACUUGUCAGAGUAUCUCGUGUUGGACUGGCGGUUGCAACCCGCAGAGGCAGUGGAAUGGACAGAACUAUUGCACUGCCGGAUGGCAGGCUUGGUGCCCUUGCUGGUAG
Messenger RNA from Ramularia collo-cygni, 549 nucleotides. RefSeq lists its product as uncharacterized. Bases 1 to 549 code for a protein of 182 amino acids. The transcript is spliced from 3 exons. Lineage: Eukaryota; Fungi; Ascomycota; Dothideomycetes; Mycosphaerellales; Mycosphaerellaceae. The record is from RefSeq and is a predicted model, not a curated record.